This is a messenger RNA of Suncus etruscus (white-toothed pygmy shrew), 1607 nucleotides long. RefSeq names its product tribbles pseudokinase 1 (gene TRIB1). NCBI's taxonomy places the organism in Eukaryota, Metazoa, Chordata, Mammalia, Eulipotyphla, Soricidae. Gene Ontology annotation, biological process: regulation of MAP kinase activity; protein phosphorylation; positive regulation of proteasomal ubiquitin-dependent protein catabolic process. The record is from RefSeq and is a predicted model, not a curated record. The coding region runs from base 60 to 1196 and encodes 378 amino acids. Gene Ontology annotation, molecular function: protein kinase activity; mitogen-activated protein kinase kinase binding; ATP binding. Gene Ontology annotation, cellular component: nucleus. The transcript is spliced from 3 exons.
UUCCCUCCACCGAUCCCGGGGACCCCUACACACCCGGGGCCGCCCCGCCCCGCUUUGGGAUGCGGGUCGGUCCCCUGGGUUCUGCCAUGAGCGACGCCCCGCAGCCUCGGACCCCGCUUCUGCUGCUCCAGGCCGGCCGCGCUGCUCCGGGGGGGAAGCGGCUGCUGCUGGACCCGGACGAGGCCGCGUCGCUGGGCGCCAAGUGUCCGCGCCUGUCCGACUGUUCGAGUCCCCAGGACUACCUGAGCCCGCCCGGCUCGCCCUGCAGCAGCCCGCAGCCCUUGCCCGCCGCCGCCGCCCCGGGAGCCGGGGCCACCUCGUCCGGGAGCCCUCCGGGGCCCAGCCGCAUCGCCGACUACUUGCUGCUGCCGCUGGCCGAGCGAGACCCCGUGGCCAGGGCCUUGUGCGUCCACACCGCGCGGGAGCUGCGCUGCAAGGUGUUUCCCAUUAAACACUACCAGGACAAAAUCAGGCCUUACAUCCAGCUGCCAUCGCACCAGAAUAUCACCGGCAUCGUGGAAGUGAUCCUCGGGGAAACCAAGGCCUACGUGUUCUUUGAGAGGGAUUUCGGAGACAUGCACUCUUAUGUGCGGAGCCGGAAGAGGCUGCGGGAGGAGGAGGCCGCCCGUCUGUUCAAGCAGAUUGUGUCUGCCGUCGCCCACUGCCACCAGUCGGCCAUUGUGCUGGGGGACCUGAAGCUCAGGAAAUUCGUCUUCUCCACGGAGGAGAGAACCCAGCUCCGGCUGGAAAGUCUGGAAGACACGCACAUCAUCAAGGGGGAGGAUGAUGCUUUGUCGGACAAACAUGGUUGCCCUGCCUACGUGAGCCCUGAGAUUCUCAACACCACUGGCACCUACUCGGGAAAGGCAGCAGAUGUUUGGAGCCUCGGGGUGAUGCUCUACACCCUUUUGGUGGGACGCUACCCCUUCCAUGACUCAGACCCCAGUGCCCUCUUCUCCAAAAUCCGACGCGGACAGUUCUGCAUUCCUGACCACAUUUCCCCCAAAGCCAGGUGCCUCAUUCGCAGCCUGCUGAGACGGGAACCUUUGGAGAGACUCACAGCUCCGGAGAUUUUACUCCAUCCCUGGUUUGAGUCUGUCUUAGAACCAGGCUCCGGAGAUUCAGAAAUGGGAACUGCUGACCAGAUCGUUCCAGAGUACCAGGAAGACCAUGACAUUAGUUCCUUCUUCUGCUAAUACCCAAACCUCAGAAACCUCAUAAUUCUCACACAUGGCAUUUCCAUUUCUAAAGAUGGACAGACUGUUUGGCAUGGAGCCAACUGGAGCCACACUGGCAUGGUCAGAGCUGCUGAGCAGAGUGCGGUGCCCCUCUUGCAUGUGGAGAUGUGUGACUUGAUAGAUUGGCGUGCCCUGCACUGUGCGGUGGGGUGGUCUCUUUUGGAACCCUCACCAACUCCUUUCUGUCGUGUUUUGGCGGGGAAGGUCUGUUGGCAUCUUUCCUAGGAGGCAAAGAGUCUGGAAGUUCUACACCUUGUCAAGUGAAAUGAACUCAGAUCUUCUAAAGAGAGAGAAAGUGGCAUUUGGAAGCAGUAAUCUCAGUUUUACAAGGUGAAGUAAUUUGGGCCAAUAAAGCUGCCAUCUUUGAAC